Messenger RNA from Lymnaea stagnalis (great pond snail), 411 nucleotides. Lineage: Eukaryota; Metazoa; Mollusca; Gastropoda; Lymnaeidae. The record is from the annotation of a GenBank genome assembly.
GCAGAAAUCAGCCACCUGAUGUCGAUCGUCAUUGUAAGAGCAAAUUCUCAAGGAGAAGGUGAAACCAUAGCGAAAGUCUCACCUUUCGAUCAAGCAGCAGCAGGAGAGGGUACUUACGUCAGUCUAUUACAGGUAAAUGGUAGUGUAUUCAAAGCAGCGGUCAAUGGUGAACUUGGGUACCUUAGUGUUAUUUGGACAGCCCCGCUUGAGGACCAGGUCGGGACCUAUGCGUGUGAGGCCAAUGCAUUGACCCAUUCUGGACACCUGGUGACUCUCACAGGAUCCCUUGAAAUCCAAGCUAGACAACCUAAUGUCGCAGACCUGGUCAUGGUUAUCAUAGAUUAUGAGAACCGCAUUUCGCAACUCGAGCAGGAAAACCAAGAACUCAAACAUAAACUUGACCUACUUGAA